AGCCUGACAGACGCACCAAGACGGGGUGUUUCCUCUUUUUUUUUUUCAAUGUAUGCAAUGUGUUUACAGUGCAUGUUCGCUCAGUGCAUUUUGGCACGACCAGCUGAGUCUUGACAGAGCUCCAGAAUCGCUGGGAGGCUCUCAGAAGGGGACUGCUGUAUUUGAAGGAUCACAGUCUGAAGGGGGAACCCAGUGCCAGAGGAGAGGAGACUCUGGGUUACAGGCAGCUACAAGUGCCUCCAAGAUGAAGGAUUUAACUUUGUGAUGCCCGCCUGGAUACAUCUUUAACACUUCUCCUUUCUAUUGCUGUGGCACUAUAUUAAACAGGACUUUGACUGCAACCUCUCCUACCGCUGUGGAAGCAGGAUGACUUCCACUGUUACAACCGGCCAAAUGAACAUGACUAUGGGUCAAGCUAUUGACAACUGCAGUGCACCCAGCCUAGUCACAUAUAAAACCCUCUCCUGGGUGAUGAUUGGAGAGUUUGUGCUGGGGCUGCCGCUCAACCUGUCGGUUCUCUACAUCUUCAUCUUCAGAUUCAAGUUCUGGAAGAACAAAAGCGUUUUCCUCUUCAAUAUUGUGGUGGCUGACUUCUUGCUGGUGGCCUGUCUUCCUGUCAAAGCCUUCCAUUACUACAACGGCUUGAGGCGCAGCGAAGAUAACACUGUGUGUAAGAUGAUGCUCUUCAUGCUGUUUCUCAACCGAGGAGCCAGCAUCGCCUUCCUCAUCAUCCUGUCCAUGGAUCGCUAUUUCAACGUGGUCCACCUUGGGCGGCGAAAUUUUAUCAAAGUGUUGAAGAAAUCGCCCCAGAUUUCCAUCAUCAUUUGGCUCUUCUUGCUGCCCCUCACCAUCCCCACGAUGCUCAAGACCUUUGAGUGCUGCAAUAGCCAUGGACGAAGAAAUGAGACAUCCUUUCACGAUGUGACAGACACCUUCAGAGAGAUCGUCUUCUUCACUCAGAUCGUCAUCCCGUUUAUCAUCCUCGUCUACUGCACGGUACGCAUCGUCAACAGGCUGAGGAAGAAGACGGUCGGGGAGAAGACCAAACUGAGGAGAGCUGUGUGGGUGGUCAUGUCCGUCGUCGUCGUCUUCUCCAUCUGCUUCCUGCCGAGCACCAUAGCCAGAGUGGUGCUGCUGAGCGUCAGGCUGUUAGAGAAGGAGGACGCAGAGAACAUAGUGGUGCAGAUCUACGACGGCCUCAUGGUUUUGUCUUACACUGACUGCCUGCUGGACCCGCUGGUAUACUGCUUCUGUAACUCAGGGUUUAAGGAUGUUUACAUAUCCACUUUCUGUCCCAAGUUCCUUCAGGAGAGACUGCUAACUUCCUACACAGUUAACGGGACUGGAGGAAUGACAACAACUACAACUUCUGCAACCAGAACCAAUUCUUUGCCGAUACUAUAAAACUGAUUUCCUCUUUCCUUUGAACUGUGAUUAAAACCAUCUCCAAGGAAGUAUCUGCAGUUUAUCUACCAUUAUGCGUGGGUAUUUCCACAGACGAUGGCAGAUUAGACUUAGUGUCUGGAAGAGUCGGGCCGAGCAAUGCUGAUAACUUAAGGUCAUCAAAUACCCUUUACUAAAAGUCUGAUGCAGAUGUAGUGGGGGUGUACCACAACACACCUCCUCCACAGCGUCAGUAAUCUGUGACAAUGAAGCACAACAUUUCUCCAUGUAAUCCUCCAUUAUAGUCUUGAAUAACCUUCUAUUGCAGCUAAUGUUAUGUUUGCUUUCUCAACUUCAAUGUGUAAUACAUAUGCUCAAUAAUGUUGUAUUAAAUAUAUAAGUUAAGUUAA
Seriola dumerili (greater amberjack) is the source of this 1793-nucleotide messenger RNA. Its product is annotated as 12-(S)-hydroxy-5,8,10,14-eicosatetraenoic acid receptor-like. Lineage: Eukaryota; Metazoa; Chordata; Actinopteri; Carangiformes; Carangidae. The record is from RefSeq and is a predicted model, not a curated record. Gene Ontology annotation, biological process: G protein-coupled receptor signaling pathway. Bases 367 to 1404 code for a protein of 345 amino acids. The transcript is spliced from 3 exons. Gene Ontology annotation, cellular component: membrane. Gene Ontology annotation, molecular function: G protein-coupled receptor activity.